Molecule: messenger RNA, 672 nt
Organism: Salvia splendens (bonfire salvia)
Lineage: Eukaryota; Viridiplantae; Streptophyta; Magnoliopsida; Lamiales; Lamiaceae
Exons: 4
Coding region: 112-672 (186 amino acids)
Source: RefSeq, a predicted model, not a curated record
UGUUGCUGCAAAGAAACUAAAUUCCUGCUUUUAUAUUUGAAGCCAUCACAGUUUUUCAGUCCAUCUACUUUCAAUUCAAGGGAAAUUCUGCUUCAUCAAGUAUCUUCUUUCAUGGAAAACAAACAAGAAGAAGAAAAUAUGGAAAGUGUGUCUGAAGGGAAUGUGGUCCAAGAUCCCAAGGGGGAAGAUGAGAUGAAAGAUUCCUCAAUUGUAGAGGAGCUUACCGAAUAUGACCAGGAAUCACAGCGGGACGAUAUUUCAGAGCUUUUCUGUCGUAUCACUAGCGUGAUAUCUGAUGAUAUGACGAUGACCCAGAGGCAGCUAGAGGUAAAAUUAAUCCCUAAUCAAAGCUAUGAAGAAGAUAAGCUUGUGGAUGCAGAGAUGUACAAUGAUCUUGACUUGUAUCUAGCAGCUAUAAAUGGCGAUCUCGAUCACUUCAAAAUAAUUCUUUAUAGAAUUUCAUCGAGUGAUUCUGUAGAUGAUAUUUUGUCUAGCCUGAGCCCUACUCAAAACACAUUUCUUCAUGUAGCCGCCAAACAUGGAAAACUAGAUAUAGUGCGAAAGUGGAGACGAGUCAAUGGUAAAGCCUUGUGGGACAUCUCUUCUCAUAAUGAGACUGAGAAGCGUAAUCUGCUGAGAGCAGAGAUGGGAUGGGAACACAGCCUUGCAUGA